Colias croceus (clouded yellow) is the source of this 792-nucleotide messenger RNA. RefSeq lists its product as uncharacterized. Gene Ontology annotation, molecular function: nucleic acid binding; RNA-DNA hybrid ribonuclease activity. The transcript is spliced from 3 exons. Lineage: Eukaryota; Metazoa; Arthropoda; Insecta; Lepidoptera; Pieridae. Bases 1 to 792 code for a protein of 263 amino acids. The record is from RefSeq and is a predicted model, not a curated record.
AUGGGGGUCCAAAAAAGGCUGAACACCGUACAACGGGGGUUCGCCCAAAAGAUCUGCCGAGCAUAUCGGACCGUCUCCCUGAACUCAGCUAUGCUGUUGGCUGGGAUACUCCCCCUUGACCUCAGAAUACUCGAAGUUUCGAGAUUAUAUGGGAUCAAGAAGGGGGUGUCGCAGCCAGCGUUGGGAGACAGGGAGGUGGAAAGAAUGGCUCCGGCGAUUGAGGACCCACAUCCGGCAGAGCAGGAAGGGCUGGGGUUCGGGCUGGUGGACGAGGACUCGUAUUCCGACGUGGCUGAUAGCCACGUACAUAGGAUCUACACGGACGGCAGCAAGAUUGAGGGUCGAGUCGGAGCCGCCCUUUCCGCCGAACUCCUAGCGCUCCAAAGAGCAGUAGAUAGAGCCUGCAAGAGUGGAGUGUCGAAGGUCGGCAUCUUCAGCGACUCCAGAUCGGCCCUCCAGGCAGUCACACUCGGUUCCCCCCACCCCCUUGCUGUGCAAACAAGGGCGGCCCUCCGAAAAGCUGCUUUGCAGAGGCGGGAGGUCGCUCUGUUUUGGAUCAAGGCGCACGCAGGGCUAAGGGGGAACGAAAGAGUGGACCAGUUAGCCAAGGAGGCCGCUCUGGGGUCGAAGAGGAAACCCGACUACGAUCUGUGUCCUGUUUCAUUCGUCAAGCGUAUCUUGAGACAGGAUACGAUCGGGGAAUGGGACAGGAGAUACGAUGUGGAGGAGACGGCUGGAGGCACGAAGCUCUUUUUCCCAAGCGCUGCUGCUAAUUGUGAGGGUGGUGAAUAA